This is a messenger RNA of Heterocephalus glaber (naked mole-rat), 2897 nucleotides long. NCBI's taxonomy places the organism in Eukaryota, Metazoa, Chordata, Mammalia, Rodentia, Bathyergidae. The record is from RefSeq and is a predicted model, not a curated record.
AAUGAUAAAGGAAGUGGUGAUCAAUCUGCAGCACAGCGCAGAAGUCAGAUGGACCGAUUGGAUCGAGAAGAAGCUUUCUAUCAAUUUGUAAAUAACUUGAGUGAAGAAGAUUAUAGGCUUAUGAGAGAUAACAAUUUGCUAGGCACCCCAGGAGAAAGUACAGAGGAAGAGUUGCUGAGAAGACUACAACAAAUUAAAGAGGGUCUACCACCACAAAACUCAGAUGAAAAUAGAGGUGGUGAUUCUUCAGAGGAUGAGUCUAAUGGUGGCUCUAUAAUAGACUGGCUUAAUUCUGUCAGACAAACUGGAAAUACAACAAGAAGUGGGCAAAGAGGAAACCAAUCUUGGAGAGCUGUGAGCCAGACUAAUCCAAACAGUGGUGAUUUCAGAUUCAGUUUAGAGAUAAAUGUUAACCGUAAUAAUGGGAGCCAAAACCCAGAGAAUGAAAAUGAGCCAUCUUCAAGACGUUCUGGUGGAGAAAUUACAGAAAACAAUAGCCAAAGGCCAGUGGAAAAUCCACGAUUUGAAGCAACAUCUGCAAGACCAUCUAGAUCAGAACGAAAUUCAACUGAAACAUUAACAACAGAAAUCCCACCUGCUAGAGGUCAGAGGAGGGCAAGAAGUAGGAGCCCAGACCAUCGGAGAACCAGAGCCAGAGCUGAAAGAAGUAGGUCACCUCUGUAUCCAAUGAGUGAAAUUCCACAAAGAUCUCAUCAUAGUAUUUCAUCUCAAACUUUUGAGCACCCUUUAGUAAAUGAGACCGAGGGAAGUUCUAGAACCCGGCACCAUGUGACAUUGAGACAACAAAUAACUGGGCCUGAGCUGUUAAGUAGAGGUCUUUUUGCAGCUUCUGGAACAAGAAAUACCUCUCAAGGAGCAGGUUCUUCAGACACAGCCAUCAGUGGUGAAUCUACAGGAUCAGGACAGAGACCUCCAACCAUAGUCCUUGAUCUUCAAGUCAGAAGAGUUCGUCCUGGAGAAUAUAGACAGAGAGAUAGCAUAGCUAGUAGAAGUCUGUCGAGGUCUCAGACACCAAAUAGCACUGUUACUUAUGAAAGUGAACGAGGAGGUUUUAGGCGUACAUUUUCACGUUCUGAGCGGGCAGGUGUGAGAACCUACGUCAGGACCAUCAGGAUUCCCAUUCAUAGAAUUUUAAAUACUGGUUUAAGUGAGACUACAUCUGUUGCAAUUCAGACCAUGUUACGGCAGAUAAUGACAGGUUUUGGUGAGUGAAGCUACUUUAUGUACAGUGAUAGUGAUUCAGAACCUAGUGGCUCGGUCCCAAGUGGAAAUACGGAAAGGGUAGAGUCAUGGAAUGGAAGAAGGAGUUCUGGUGGUGGUAGCCGUUCUGGUUCCAGUUCAAGUUCCAGUUCCAGUUCAGGUUCCAGUCCUAGUUCCAGCUCCAGUGGCGAAAAUUCAGAAACUAGCUCAGAGUUAUUUGAAGGCAGUAAUGAAGGAAGCUCUUCAGGUGCCAGGCAAGAGGGUCGACAAAGGGCCCCAGUCACAUUUGAUGAAAGUGGCUCUUUACCCUUUCUUAGUCUGGCUCAGUUUUUCCCCUUAAAUGAGGAUGACGAUGACCAACCCAGAGGACUCACCAAAGAACAGAUUGACAACUUGCCAAUGAGAAGUUUUGGUGAAAACGAUGCAUUAAAAACCUGUAGUGUUUGCAUUACAGAAUAUACAGAAGGCAACAAACUUCGUAAACUACCUUGUUCUCAUGAGUACCAUGCCCACUGCAUCGAUCGCUGGUUAUCUGAGAAUUCUACCUGUCCCAUUUGUCACAGAGCAGUCUUACCUUCUGGUAACAGAGAAGGUGCUGUGUAAUUAACAUCUGAACUCUCAGCUAUGUAGCUGGUGUAGUGAUGGGCAAACAGGAAUCACUUGCUUUAUGUCCACUUUUUGAGUGGUGCUUAGCUUAAAUGUAAAGUAACAACUGAAUUGAGUCAUUUCUUUCUGAAUCAUGUCCUUCAGUUUCCGUUUCAGAAUAAAAAGAAAUAUUUAAAAAAAUUUUAGAACCUAAAAAUCUGAUUCCAAUACCAGUUGAAUUGGUAGCAUCUCUGUUACCAAUAAUUUAUACUUGUAAGUUUCUCUUUUGUUAUCUUAAAAGAUCUGCCUUAGCAAGGGCUCCUGUCUGUUUCAUGCUGAUCUUUAAUAUUUCCCAUGCCAUGGGAGAGAGAGAGGUUAAGGAAGUUCCCAGAGAAGACUAAGUUAUAUGUGUUUCAUAAGUGAUUACUUAAAGUUAUGCCAUUCCUAGUUAUUAGUUGACCCAGAUUCAGCCACACUCUGAAUAUUUGUUCACCUUUCAGACUCGGUGAUACUGGACAUGUCAGUGUAAAUAACACUAAAAAUAGAAUUUUCUAAGUGUAUGACUGUCUCCUAAGCCCAUUACUGUGGCACACUAUAGAGUGAGCUUAUAGUUUGAGAUAUUUAUCUUGAGGAAAUAUUAAAAAGCCUACGCUUGUGUAUGUGAAGAAAUCACAUUCAUUUGUUUAAAGAUGUAAAGCUAUUUUGUUAAGGCUCAGUACUUUUCCAAUGCACUGUUGUAUUGAUGCAUUAAAAAUUGUAAAGUACCAUGCUUAGAAAUGAGAAAACUGCUUUUUGUGAACAAACAUAGUAAAAAACACACCAAAAAAAAGAAACAAGCCUUGGGACUUUUCAUAGUACUAGUCCUAUAACAUCCUUCAAAAAGUGGUCAUUUGACUUUUAAAAAUUCUUACUUGUUAGUGAUUAUAUAUUCUUUGGAAACAUUAUUAUAAAGUUCUUUGAACAACAAGCUCUCUUUGUGAAUUUAAAAUCUGAUUUACACUUGGGUUUGCAGGAGCACAGCAUAAUACAUAGUAUGAUACACCUUGCUGAUUUGCUUAGCAGACUUUUUUCACAAAUGGUGUAAUGGUAUC